Messenger RNA from Humulus lupulus (European hop), 321 nucleotides. RefSeq lists its product as uncharacterized. The record is from RefSeq and is a predicted model, not a curated record. The coding region runs from base 1 to 321 and encodes 106 amino acids. NCBI's taxonomy places the organism in Eukaryota, Viridiplantae, Streptophyta, Magnoliopsida, Rosales, Cannabaceae. The transcript has 2 exons.
AUGGAUUCGUCAAAUUCUCUGAAUUCGUACGACAAUAUGAGUCUAGACGAUAUCAUAAUAGCAGAGUAUACUGACGAGUAUGAUGAUCAAUAUUUCAAAGAUUUCAUGGAUGGGGGUAGUUCAACAAGGCGAGGAAGAAAGAGAGCCCACAUUGAUAGGGGUCAUGUAGAAGGAUACCAACGUUUAUUCGAUGACUACUUUUCUGAUGAAUCGUUUGAUGCAGUCGGUAGAAGAGGGCUUUCGCCAUUACAGAAGUGCACCGCUGCUAUACGAAUGCUGGCAUACGGAGAGCCUGCCGAUUACGUUGAUGAGUAUGUUUGA